Messenger RNA from Melanaphis sacchari, 4067 nucleotides. Its product is annotated as probable phospholipid-transporting ATPase IIB. Bases 526 to 3840 code for a protein of 1104 amino acids. The record is from RefSeq and is a predicted model, not a curated record. Gene Ontology annotation, biological process: endocytosis; phospholipid translocation; retrograde vesicle-mediated transport, Golgi to endoplasmic reticulum. NCBI's taxonomy places the organism in Eukaryota, Metazoa, Arthropoda, Insecta, Hemiptera, Aphididae. Gene Ontology annotation, cellular component: endosome; plasma membrane; trans-Golgi network. The transcript has 19 exons. Gene Ontology annotation, molecular function: magnesium ion binding; ATPase-coupled intramembrane lipid carrier activity; ATP binding.
CUGGUUGAUUCAUUGGUUGUUGCAAACUUGCAGCAGACUGUAGGCUGCAGCGGCGCAGGUAUGAAAAAUAGAAAAAGCAGCGGGCUGUCUAUUUCAGUUCCUGGUUAUGCGAAAAACAUCAGUAGGUAUGAAGGUAGUAACAUUUUUCCGGCCGGUCGAUUAGAGUAAAUAAUACAAAUGUAUAUAAAUAAAAAUGUUCAAUAACAUAUUUGAGUUUAGCAGCUUAACUUGAUAUCCCUAAUCAGAUAUCUAACAUUGAAGCCGUAUAAUAUAUAUAUUAUCGAAUUUUUAUUUUGUUUUCUGACUUACGUGCUCUGAGUUUGACUAUUUGACAUUUGUAAUAAAUGAAAAUAAUCAAAAUACUGAACGAUAGUUUUCCAUUGUAAUUUUUUUCAAAUUUAUAUUUUAUUGUACUCGAUCUAUAUCAAACAUCUCCCGUCUAAUGGAUAGCCGGCAUUACAUUUAUUGAAGUAUACAUUAAAAUGUUUAUUUCUAUUUUCGACAAAUUUACAACAUUGUACUUAAAUGAAACGAGUGAAAAAAAGUCUGCAGACAGAGAGUAUUCCAUUGUUAUUAAGCCAAGCGGAGAGACAGUUCGAUGGAGAUGACUCUGAUUGCUUUCUGUCCAGUGAUGACAUGACGCCAUUUAAAAAACAUAACGUCUACUACAAAAGCAGAUGGGCUAGGGUCUCUUCGCUCCUGUUUUGUGGAUUUUGUCAAUGGGUUUGGCAAAAAUGUUUCCGCAAGAAGGAACUUACUUCGCGAACUAUUGUCAUUGGAAAACAAAGUACCGAAAAGUAUUCUCCAAAUGUCAUUCGCAAUCAAAAGUACACUAUAAUCACAUUCCUCCCAAAGGUUCUCUAUCAACAGUUCAAAUUCUUUUUGAAUCUUUAUUUUCUUCUAAUGGCUAUGAGUCAAUUUGUACCUGAACUACGAUUAGGAUAUCUCUACACAUAUUGGGGACCACUGAUAUUUGUAUUGGCUGUCACAUUAUUUCGUGAAGGUGUUGAUGAUAUUCGAAGAUGGCAACGAGAUGAAGAAGUAAACUCUCAAAAAUACAAACGUCUAAUACGUGGUAAAGAUCACAAUAUUGGUACUGAGUAUGUAUCAUCAUCUAAACUCAAAGUUGGAGACUUAGUACUGGUAGAAAAAGAUCAAAGAGUCCCAGCUGAUAUGGUGUUAUUAAGAACUACUGAGAAAUCCGGUGCUUGUUUUGUACGAACUGAUCAAAUGGAUGGUGAAACUGAUUGGAAAUUACGCCUGGCUAUUGGAGAUACUCAAAAAUUAGAUUGUGAUGCGCGUUUGUUUGAUAUUACGGCUACUAUUUUUGCAGAAAAACCUCAAAGAGAUAUUCACAGUUUCAUAGGAACAUUUAGAAGACAAGAUAAUGGGGAAGAAGUGAGUCUUGAUGUAGAAAAUACAUUAUGGGCUAAUUGUGUUGUAGCUAAUGGUUCAGCACUUGGUGCUGUUGUUUAUACUGGUGCUGAAACCAGAUCUGUUAUGAAUAAUUCUCAGCCUCGAAGUAAAGUUGGACUCUUAGAUAUUGAAAUUAAUCAGUUAACAAAGCUUCUAUUUUGUGCUGUAGUUGGUCUAGCCUUCGUAAUGAUGUGCUUAAAAGGUUUCAGUGGUCCGUGGUAUCGUUACAUGUUCCGAUUUGUAUUACUAUUUUCCUACAUUAUACCAAUCAGUUUGAGGGUAAAUUUGGAUAUGGGUAAAGCAUUCUAUUCUUGGUCUAUGCAAAGAGAUGAAGAAAUGCCAGAUACUGUAGUUAGAUGUACGACAAUUCCAGAAGAACUGGGACGAAUAUCAUACUUAUUUUCAGAUAAAACUGGGACACUUACUCAAAAUUCAAUGGUAUUUAAACGACUUCAUUUAGGAACUGUUUCUUAUGGUGCUGAGUCUUUUGAUCAGGUUGCUGAACAACUAAAAAUGACCUUCUGUGGAGCAGUUGAGCCUACGCAUAAUCGUAAUUUGUCUCAGGGAUCUACAUCAUUUAAAAUAAGACGUUCUGAGCAAACUCGUCUUCACGAUGCUGUUAAAGCUAUAGCACUGUGUCAUAAUGUGACUCCAGUUAUUGAGAAUAAUGUACAAGGCAAUAUUACUGAUAGUCCUGUAGAACUCAGAUCUGAAGCUGAUCAGCACUAUAUUAAAGAAAGUCUACUUUCUCGUUCACAGUGUACCUAUCAAGCUUCUAGUCCUGACGAGAUUGCUUUAGUAAAAUGGACUGAAGAUGUAGGCUUGGCUGUAAUCAAGAGAGAUUUGACAUCACUUAAAUUACGUACAUCUGCUGGAGAUAUACUUAAUUAUACAAUAUUACAAAUGUUUCCAUUCACAUCAGAAACUAAACGCAUGGGAAUAAUUGUUAAAGAUGUAGCUUCUGGAGAUAUAACAUUCUAUUUAAAAGGAGCAGAUGUAGUUAUGUCAUCUAUCGUUCAAUAUACAGACUGGUUGGAAGAAGAAUGUGGAAAUAUGGCACGAGAAGGUUUACGUACAUUGGUUGUAGCUCGAAAAAAUUUAACUGAAGAACAGUAUUUAGAAUUUGAAUCUCGUUUAAAUUCAGCAAGGUUAGCUGUGACAGGUCGUGCUCAACGAGUAGCAACCGUUGUAGACACUCUAGAACGUGAAAUGGAGUUAUUGUGUGUAACAGGAGUGGAAGAUAAACUUCAAGUUAAUGUUCGUAGAACUUUAGAACUCUUGGGCAAUGCUGGAAUUAAAAUAUGGAUGUUAACUGGAGAUAAGCAAGAAACAGCCACUUGUAUUGCUAAAAGUUCUCGUCUUGUUUCAAGAACUCAGGAAUUAUUUAUUUUUAAUCCAGUGCAUACAAGAACUGAAGCACAUCAGCAAUUAAAUGCAUUUAGGAAAAAACAAGAUUGCGCUCUUGUCAUUACUGGAGAUUCAUUAGAAAUAUGUCUACAAUAUUAUCAAACAGAAUUAUUAGAUGUUGCCUGCCGUAGUCCAGCUGUAAUUUGCUGUCGAUGUUCUCCAACCCAAAAAGCACAAAUUGUCACUCUUAUUAAAGCACAUACUGGAAAAAGAACUGCUGCUGUUGGUGAUGGAGGAAAUGAUGUUUCAAUGAUUCAGGCAGCUGACACUGGCAUUGGUAUUGCUGGAGUAGAAGGUCGACAAGCAUCUUUAGCUGCAGACUUUUCAGUACCACAAUUUUCACACCUUUCAAGACUACUUAUGGUACAUGGUCGAUAUAGUUAUAAAAGAUCUGCCUCACUUAGCCAAUUUGUCAUCCAUAGAGGUCUUAUUAUAUCUACUAUGCAAGCAAUAUUUUCGGCUGUAUUUUAUUUCUCAUCAGUAACACUGUAUCAAGGGUUCCUUAUGAUUGGGUAUGCAACGCUGUACACAAUGUUCCCUGUAUUUUCUUUAGUACUUGAUAAGGAUGUAUUGUCUAAAAUUGCAUUAACUUACCCUGAACUUUACAAAGAACUGAGUAAAGGGCGGUCAUUAUCAUAUAAAACAUUUUUCAUUUGGGUUUUAAUAAGCAUUUAUCAAGGUGGUGUAAUAAUGUACGGAGCAUUAUUUCUAUUUGAAGAUGAAUUUAUUCACAUUGUUGCCAUCAGUUUCACUGCUUUAAUUCUCACUGAACUAAUCAUGGUUGCAUUGACAGUGCGCACUUGGCACUAUUUAAUGCUAUUGGCUGAACUUUUUAGUUUAGCUGUUUAUAUUUUAUCAUUAAUCUUACUUAAAGAUUAUUUUGAUUCUCAUUUCAUUCAAACCGAAUCAUUCCUAUGGAAAGUCACUGUGAUUACACUGGUCAGCUGUUUACCAUUAUACAUUCUAAAAUUCUUAAGGAAAAAAUUUUCACCACCGAGUUAUUCUAAACUAUCGUGAGCUAUACUUGUUUUGAAAGUUGAAAGUAGUAUAAAUGGAAUUAUGAUUGAAAAAAUUAAAUAUAAUUGAUGUAUUAAUAUGGAUCUUUAGUCUCGCUAUCGGCUUCACGAUUAUUCAACUAAUCAUUAUAAAUAUACCAUUAUAAUAUAACAAGCACAAUUUGUAUCAAAUAGAUUGAAUACAACCAUACAAACGCUUAAAAUGUAUAUUUUAAUUAAGUAUAUUUU